Molecule: messenger RNA, 815 nt
Organism: Macrobrachium nipponense
Lineage: Eukaryota; Metazoa; Arthropoda; Malacostraca; Decapoda; Palaemonidae
Product: mediator of RNA polymerase II transcription subunit 31-like
Exons: 4
Coding region: 400-792 (130 amino acids)
Biological process (GO): regulation of transcription by RNA polymerase II
Cellular component (GO): core mediator complex; mediator complex
Molecular function (GO): transcription coregulator activity
Source: RefSeq, a predicted model, not a curated record
AAACCGUCCGAGCGAUUUUGCCGCAACCGCCCAUUACGACCGGCGAUAAAUCGCGACGCCCUUUUUAACGGAUGGGCGUGGUUCGUUCACGCCCCCGGUUGCAGCGGGGCCUGUUUUGGGAGGCGACGGGAGAGUGAGAGCGGAGUAAUGGCCACGAUAAGGCGCCAGGUGGAAGAGGGAGGAAGGGGGUCAGUCUGUGCGAUGUUGUCCCAUGCGGAUUCAUGGCCGUGCGGGGUAAGUUCUGCUGAGGAGGCCGCCUCUUAGUGUGUGUGUGUGCGCCACCCCGGCUGAGGCCCUUUGGCGGCGCCCUUUGGUAGUCCUCCUGUGUGUGUGCGCGCCCCGGCUGAAGGCUGUGUUCUAAUAGUGGCUUCGAAACUAAUAACCCUCUAAUCCGCCCAAAUGCCUAGACUGAGCAAAAAGACGUCGUACUCCUACAUCGGAGUGGUCGAAGGAGAGAGUGAGGAUGCCCAGCGCUUAAGGUUCCAGAUUGAACUGGAAUUUGUCCAGUGUCUGGCCAAUCCAAAUUAUCUCCUCUUUCUGGCCCAGCGUGGUUACUUCAAAGAACAGACGUUUAUCAACUAUCUAAAGUAUCUUCAAUACUGGAAGGAUCCAGAGUAUGCAAAGUACUUGAAGUACCCUAUGUGCUUGUAUUUUUUGGAUCUUCUGCAACACGAGAAUUUCAGGAAAGAAAUUGUGAAUGGUCAGUGCUGCAAGUUUAUUGAUGAUCAGACUGUGUUACACUGGCAGCAUUAUACUCGUAAACGGAUGAAAUUGUUGGAAAAACUGUGCUAAACCCAACAAGGGUCAAACAAACA